AUGCCUCUGGUGUCCCCCGCCCGGGCACGCAUGCUCUGGGGCCAUGCACCUCGUGUGCGAUCAUCACACGUAAGACGACAAGGCCUUGCGACCAUCGCCGAUCUCCCACGAACUCGACAACGCCCACAUGUCGAUGUAGUCGUGAUAGGAGGCGGCCAUGCAGGAUGCGAGGCAUCAGCAGCAGCAGCGCGGACGGGUGCUCGAACGACAUUGGUCACGCCUUCGUACGAUAAUCUUGGAGUAUGCAGCUGUAACCCGUCCUUUGGAGGGAUUGGGAAGGGGACGAUGCUGCGGGAGAUCGAUGCAUUGGAUGGACUAGUUGGUCGGAUCACGGACAAAGCAGGAGUACAGUUCAGGGUUCUCAAUCGGAAGAAGGGGCCAGCGGUAUGGGGACCACGGGCACAGAUCGAUCGGGCACUGUACAAGAAGCAUAUGCGAGAUGAGAUGAUGGACUAUCCUGGGCUUAGUGUGAAGGAAGGCAAAGUCGCGGAUAUCAUUCUCGAUCAGUCGCCGGAAUCUAGAUUGGACGGUAGACAUGGCAAGAUCACAGGUGUCAGGCUGGAGUCUGGCGAGGUCGUUGAGACGGACAACGUGGUCAUCACCACAGGCACGUUUCUUGGUGGCGAGAUACAUAUUGGCCUCGAGGUCUUUCCAUCUGGUCGCAUGGGCGAGGCUGCGACUUUCGGACUUUCUGCUUCGUUAAAAGAUGCAGGUUUCAAGCUUGGUCGGCUCAAGACAGGCACACCACCACGACUAGACAGGAAGACCAUUGAUUUCGAUAAGCUGCAAGUCCAGCCUGGAGACGACAACCCUAUGCCCUUCUCAUACCUCAACGAUCGAGUGAGUGUCAAGGAACAGCUCAAUUGCUGGAGUACCUAUACCAACGCCGCAACACAUGAUGUAAUACGAGCAAAUCUCGACAAGAGCAUUCACAUUCGUGAAUCUGUAAAGGGACCUCGAUACUGCCCGUCCCUAGAGAGCAAGGUUCUCAGAUUCGCGGACAAAGAGCAGCAUCUAAUCUGGCUCGAACCGGAGGGCUUUGACAACGAUGUGAUCUACCCGAACGGGAUCAGCAUGACCGUGCCUGUCGAGGCGCAGGAGGCUAUGCUAAAGACUAUUGUUGGUCUUGAGAACGCCAAAAUGCUACAAGCUGGUUAUGGCGUUGAAUACGACUAUGUCGAUCCACGAAGCCUCAGGCGUACACUCGAGACGAAGGCUAUCAGUGGUCUGUUUCUGGCUGGACAAAUUAACGGCACGACUGGCUAUGAAGAGGCAGCUGCGCAAGGUGUGCUAGCAGGGAUCAACGCUGGCAACUCUGCCAUUGGUAGAGCACCAUUCACGAUCUCCCGCGCAGAUGGCUACAUCGGCAUCAUGAUCGAUGAUCUGGUGACAAAAGGUGUCAGCGAGCCUUAUCGCAUGUUCACUAGCCGCAGCGAGUAUCGCAUGUCUGCACGAGCUGACAAUGCGGACGUCCGCCUUACAGCCAAGGGUCGACAGGCUGGGGUCGUAGGCGAUAAGCGCUGGACCGCGUAUACAGAUGAGCAGACGCAAAUGGAAGAGCUGCGUGCGUUGCUGGAGGCGAAGAAGUUAAGCUCUACGGACUGGAUUGAACAUGGCUUUCCUGUGCGUAGUGAUAGUGUCAGGAGAAGUGGGUUCGAUCUGCUGCGCCACACUGGCGUUACCACGAGCAAGCUUGUAGAACUCAUUCCAGAGAUUGCGCAAUACUCUGAAUGCAUACAAGCACGACUUGAUGUCGAAGGGACAUAUGCACCAUACAUUACACAGCAAGAAGCUUCAGCUGCAGCUUUCGCACGCGACGAGAGCCUCCUCCUGCCCGGCGACUUGAACUACCAAGCCAUUCACGGGUUGAGCUUCGAGGAGAAGAAAGUCCUCAGUGAUACACGACCAGAGUCUGUAGGACAGGCUCGACGAAUCGAAGGUAUGACACCAGCAGGCGCGCUGAGGCUACUCGCUUAUGUGAAGAAUGAGUGGCGGCGAACACAAAAGGACCGCAUAUACAAAGAGACAUUCGAGUGCCAGCCUCCCGGACGUGAAGUUGAAGCUCUCGUUUAA
This is a messenger RNA of Recurvomyces mirabilis, 2073 nucleotides long. It is a transcript of the gene MTO1, whose product is annotated as Mitochondrial Translation Optimization. The coding region runs from base 1 to 2073 and encodes 690 amino acids. NCBI's taxonomy places the organism in Eukaryota, Fungi, Ascomycota, Dothideomycetes, Mycosphaerellales, Teratosphaeriaceae. Gene Ontology annotation, molecular function: flavin adenine dinucleotide binding. The record is from RefSeq and is a predicted model, not a curated record. Gene Ontology annotation, cellular component: mitochondrion; cytosol. Gene Ontology annotation, biological process: tRNA methylation; mitochondrial tRNA wobble uridine modification. The transcript has a single exon.